Molecule: messenger RNA, 322 nt
Organism: Entrophospora candida
Lineage: Eukaryota; Fungi; Glomeromycota; Glomeromycetes; Entrophosporales; Entrophosporaceae
Source: the annotation of a GenBank genome assembly
AUGAAAUUUUCCGCAUCAAAAGUUUUUCUAGUUACUUUACUCGCUUUCACAACUUUCCUCUUAUUUGCUGAUGCAGAAUCAUUUCAACAUAAAAAUGGAGUAGAUGCUAAAGCAUUAUUCGAAAAAUUCAAAAAAUUCACAACAAAUACACCUUGCAAACCAAACGACGUUGCUUGUAUUGGUGGAAAUUUUGCAAAAUGUCACGAAACAUUAGACAAUGAUGGCAAAGUAGUAAAUACUUGGGCAAUUUCUCAAUGUGCAAAAGGAACAAAUUGUUACCCAUUACCUUUGGUUUUCUCUCCAGGAGUUUCUCUUGUUUGUG